Musa acuminata subsp. malaccensis (wild Malaysian banana) is the source of this 1622-nucleotide messenger RNA. RefSeq lists its product as uncharacterized. The record is from RefSeq and is a predicted model, not a curated record. Gene Ontology annotation, biological process: DNA repair; mitotic intra-S DNA damage checkpoint signaling; DNA replication checkpoint signaling. NCBI's taxonomy places the organism in Eukaryota, Viridiplantae, Streptophyta, Magnoliopsida, Zingiberales, Musaceae. Gene Ontology annotation, cellular component: checkpoint clamp complex.
CCUCUCCCACACCCCCUCGAAAGCCCCGAGAGCGUUGCUCGCCCUCCGCUUCACAGAACAAGCAGCACGGGGAAUGGAGCUGUCGCUCAGCGGAAACGCCCUCAAGACCUUCACCCGCUCCGUUACCUGCCUCGCACGCGUCGGCACCGAGCUCGUCCUCGUCGCUUCUCCUUCCAAGCUCGAGCUCCAUACCCUCAACUCCUCGCGCUCCGCAUACCAGACCGUCUCCUUCCACCCUGGCUCCUUCGACAUCUACAUCCUCUCCUCCACCUCCUCCUCCGUCCGAUGCAGCGUCCUCCUCAAAUCCCUCUGCUCCGUCUUCCGCACCCCCGCUGCCGCCCUCGACCGCUUCGCCGUUGCCCUCCCGUCUCCCGACGCCGCCAAGCUCCAAUGCACCCUCCAUUGCCUCAGCGGUGCGAAGAAGACGUACUGGAUCACCUGCAACGUGGAUCCUGACGUGCAGCAGCUGUCGCUUGAUAGACGGCGAUUUCCGAGCAGCCUCAUUGUUCGGCCGCGUGACCUGGCACGGUUGCUCGCUAAUUUCCAGUCAUCGCUGCAGGAGAUCACCAUUAUCGCUACUGAGACGUCAGCAGCGCCAUCAGAUUCUAGGGAUGAGAUCGGGCGGAAGGCCGUGGAGCUUCGGAGCUACAUAGAUCCUACUAAAGAUAAUAGUGAUGCGACACUGCACACACAGCUUUGGAUUGACCCGGCAGAGGAAUUUUUUCAGUAUACGCACACUGGGGAUCCGGUGGAUGUCACAUUUGGUGUGAAGGAACUGAAAGCUUUUCUAGCCUUCUGUGAGGGGUGUGAAGUGAACAUUCAUAUUUUUUUCGAAAAAGCUGGAGAACCUAUCUUAAUGGCACCAAGAUUUGGAUUUGAUGAUGCAUCAGAUUCAGACUUUGAUGCCACCUUAGUUCUUGCAACUAUGUUAGUAUCACAACUGAAUGCUGGAAGCAGUACAGAGCAACCAUCAGUUCCUCCAGUGCCACAAUUAGAACGUUCUAGGGCUGCUAACGCCUCACCAGUUUCUGACAAUCCUUCUAAUCACACCAAAAUCUGGUCAGAGCUCUCAGGUAGUGCUGCCAAGAGCUCUGAUACUAUUAGAGGUAAACAGGUUCAAGAUGAAGGAAAUCCAAGCUCUAGCAUACCAAAUGAUCAACAGACGCCUAACGUGAUAAAUGUUCCAAGAGUACCUGCUGCCCAGGAAGAUAUACUGGAUACACAGCAGCCUAUGGAAACAGAUGACAGGGACAAAACUCAGGAUAGGGCAGACAUGCAUGGGAAUCCCUAUUCACAGCAUCAUCCGAGUAAUUGGGUGGGUGCAGUUGAUGAUGAGGAUGACGACGACGACGAAGAACUAUGCGUGCAGUCCACACCUCACUACUAUGAUUGACACUAAGAACUUCUCAUCUAUUCCGUAACAUGCUCGAUAAGAAUGCCUAUUCAUCUUCGGUGUGCUUACGUUAGGACAUAGGAGUUUAGAUAUUUUAAGACAUCAUUUCUGCAUGCUGUUCAUUUCUGUGGAUUUGCAGUUUUGAGAAGAUUUGUUAUUUUUCCUGAAAACCGAAAAUUCUGGUUAUGUGAACUUUUAAACCUCGUUAUGGAAAUUUAUUUUCAUGUCA